Messenger RNA from Telopea speciosissima, 2517 nucleotides. Its product is annotated as protein ADP-ribosyltransferase PARP3. The record is from RefSeq and is a predicted model, not a curated record. The transcript is spliced from 18 exons. Gene Ontology annotation, molecular function: NAD+ poly-ADP-ribosyltransferase activity; zinc ion binding. Bases 1 to 2517 code for a protein of 838 amino acids. Lineage: Eukaryota; Viridiplantae; Streptophyta; Magnoliopsida; Proteales; Proteaceae.
AUGACACAAACAAUAAUUGUGACAAUAUUUAAUAACAUUGAAACAAUUACCGGAUUAUCUGCAGUUGAAUAUGCAGAAUCAACAGAAAAGAAGGGUCCAGAGAGGAGAGCCCAAGCUCAUACAUCAUCUGAAGAAGAGAAGGUGGGAACAAGGAAGCACAAGACAGAGAACAAAGCCGACCAUAAAAACAAGAAGGCAAAGCCUGAGAGUGGAGACAAUGGACAACCGAAAGGAAAGCAAGCAGACGAUAUCGCUGCCGAGUUCGAGGAGUUCUGUAAAGCAACAAGAGAGCACCUCUCCAUCAAACAAAUGCAAGCAAUACUUGAAGCUAAUGACCAGAACCCCUCUGAUUCUGAUGAUGCAGUUGUCCCUCAAUGCCAAGACGCAUUGUUCUAUGGACCAUUAGAGAGAUGCCCAGUCUGUAAUGGCUCUUUUGAAUGCAAUCGAUUCGAGUACACUUGCAGUGGCGUUUCCAGCGAGUGGUCUAGUUGCCCUUAUACUACUACGGUAGCGCCAAGGAAGGAAGAGGCCCUUAAAAUUCCCAACGAGCUCAGAAACUCCCCUGCUUUUGACUUGAUUAAGAAGUACCAAGAACCAGGCAACCGCUCUCACAGGACUCUAAUCCCGAAGGACAAGCCAUUUAUGGGGAUGACGAUUGCUUUGUCUGGUCGCCUGAGUAGGAAUCACCAUCACUGGAAAUCAGAAAUUGAAAAACAUGGAGGGAAGGUUUCUAAUACAGUUCUUGGUGUGACUUGUCUUGUUGUAAAUCCUGCUGAACGAGAGCGUGGUGGUUCAUUGAAGAUCACUGAAGCAUUGGAAAGAGAUAUACCAGUGGUGAGAGAAGCUUGGUUAGUAGACAGCAUUGAGAAACAAGCCCCACAGCCUCUGGAGGCAUACGAUGUCGCAAGUGAUCUUACUGCGUACGGCAAGGGAAUUCCAUGGGACAAACAAGAUCCUAGUGAAGAAGCUCUUGAAUCCUUCUCAACUGAGCUUAAGCUUCAUGGAAAGCGAGGUGUAUAUAAGGAUACCAUGUUGCAAGAGCGGGGUGGGAAGAUUUUUGAGAAAGAUGGAAUUUUGUUCAAUUGUGCAUUAUCUCUUUGUGAUCAAAGAAGAGGACUGAAUGAUUAUUGUAUCAUGCAAUUGAUAAUGGUACCUGAGAACCACUUGCAUCUCUAUUAUAAGAAGGGUAGAGCAGGUGAUGAUGCUAGAGCUGAAGAAAAACUGGAGGAAUGGGAUAAUGUUGACAAUGCAGUGAAGGAGUUCACCCGGAUUUUUGAAGAGGUAACUGGAAAUGAAUUCGAGCCAUGGGAGAGGGAGAAGAAGUUCCAGAAGAAGGUGGCCAAGCUUUAUCCCAUUGACAUGGAUGACGGCAUCGAUGCUCAAUAUGGCGGCCUGAGUCUUCGAAAACUUGGAAUUGCCGCCACACACUGCAAACUUGAACCGUUUGUUGCGAAUUUUAUGAAGGUUUUAUGCAGCCAAGAUAUUUACAAAUAUGCUUUGAUGGAGAUGGGACUGGAUUCCCCUGAUAUACCUACAGGGAUGCUUACAGAAUUGCACUUGAAGAGAUGUGAGGAGGUGCUCCUUAAUUUCAUCGAAACUGUGAAAUCAAUCAAAGACACAGGGCCGAAAGCAGAUGUUAUUUGGUGGGAUUUCAGCAAUAGGUGGUUUACUCUCAUGCAUUCUACCAGACCCUUCAUUUUCAAGGAUUACGAAGAUAUCGCCGAUCAUAUGGCUUCUGCAUUAGAGACUGUAAGAGACAUAAAUGUGGCUUCACGUAUCAUAGGGGACAUGACUGGCCCUACCAUUGAUGAUCCAUUAUCCGAAAGAUACAACAAACUCGGAUGCUCGGUGGUUCCGGUGGAGAAAGAUUCUGAUGAUUACAGAAUGGUUUCUACUUACCUGGAGAAGACUUAUGAACCUGUUCAAGUUGGGGACAUUGGCUAUGGAAUCUCCAUUGAUAAGGUUUUUUCCGUGGAGACGGGUGCUUGCCCUUACGAAGAAAUCAAGAAUUUACCCAACAAGGUCCUCCUAUGGUGUGGUACUAGAAGCUCUAAUCUGCUCAGGCACUUACAUAUAGGGUUAUUGCCUGCAAUAUGUUCACUCCCCGAACCAGGUUAUAUGUUUGGCAAAGCAAUUGUUUGUUCAGAUGCUGCAGCAGAAGCCGCUAGAUAUGGCUUCACAGCAGUUGACAGACCAGAAGGGUUCUUGAUCUUGGCAGUUGCAUCACUUGGUGAUCAAAUCAUUGAGUUUAAAACCCCACCUGAGGAUACGAAAACAUUGGAAGAAAAGAAGAUGGGAGUGAAGGGGCUGGGGAGGAAGAAAACUGAUGAAACAGAGCACACCAUAUGGAAGGAUGACAUUAAAAUUCCUUGCGGUCGACUAAUCCCAUCGGGAAUCAAUGAGAGUCCUCUUGAAUACAAUGAGUAUGCAGUUUAUGAUCCCAAACAGGUCAGCAUAAGGUUCGUGGUGGGAGUAAAGUUUGAAGAAAAGGGCGUGGUGAUGGAUACCCAGGAGUAA